This is a messenger RNA of Alnus glutinosa, 2151 nucleotides long. RefSeq lists its product as uncharacterized. The transcript is spliced from 2 exons. The record is from RefSeq and is a predicted model, not a curated record. Bases 1 to 2151 code for a protein of 716 amino acids. Lineage: Eukaryota; Viridiplantae; Streptophyta; Magnoliopsida; Fagales; Betulaceae.
AUGGUGAAUACGCCGUUAGCUCGAAGAGGGACAGUUGAAGAAAAUAUGCGUGAAGAGGCGGGAACUUCUCAUGAUCCGCAGGCAGAGAUAGUUCGUCUGAAUGAGAAGAUAGCGCAACUUGAAAGGGAGUUACACGAACGAGAUCAUACAAAGCAACAGAAAACUCAAAAAGAUUCCUCACGUGGUGACCAGGGGAAUCCCGCGCGCAAAGGCCCACCUCCCGAGGAGAUAGCUAUAGAGGAGAGCAGUACCGAAGGUGGCGUAGAGCUCGCCAACCUUAUGAAGAAAAAUAAGGAGGAGAAGAAGUGGUGGGCUGAGAAAUUGGCUAAACUGGAGCAGCAAUGUGACUACUUGAUGGGUUCCACCCAAUCAAAGGCCAAGGGGAAAGCUUCAUUGACUGAUAGUUUGUUUUCCACCACUGCGUCCCCCUUUACCGACCAGAUAAUGUCGUGUCAGCUCCCAGGUAAGUUCAAAAUGCCUGAGAUACCGAUGUACACAGGACUGGGGGACCCGAUCGAGCACCUGGCAAGUUUUCGUGUCCACACAGUAUUACAUGCUACACCGAACGAAGUUGCAUGUCGAGUUUUCCCCCUUACUUUGGCGGGGGGAGCUCGGGAAUGGUUUAGAACCCUGCCGCCUCGUUCAAUUUCGGGCUUUGAAGGCUUAGCUAAAAAGUUCGUGUCACAAUUAAUGGCCGACGUUGUUCGGAAGAAGCCCGCUCAGCAGUUAAUGACUAUCAAGCAGGGCCCUCAGGAGUCGCUGCGAAGUUAUCUACUUCGCUUUAAUCAAGAAAGGUUGGCUGCAGAGAGCCAAAGUGAGCAAUUCAUCCAUUGUGCCAUAUAUCAAGGCAUAAGGAAGGAUGGCGCGCUUAUGGCGGAUUUGGCAAGGAGGUCAGUCGAUGGGCUGCAGGACUUUUUCGAUCGAGCGGAAGAAUUCGUAAACCAAGAGGAAACCCUUCGCACAAUCCGAGAAGCAGAGGGGCCAGCGAAAGAGAAUCCCACGCCGAACAGGAAGUUAAAGCAGAGGGCGGCUCCGAGGGUUGAGAAUUAUAACUGGACGCCUGUAAAUGCUCUAGCGAAGGAAAUUCUCACGGAGAUCAGGAAAGAUUCGAGGCAUAAGGAUCCUUCGCCGAUAAAAGGCCAGUCGCCCCUUCAUAAUCGUCAUAAGUACUGUCACUAUCAGGACUCUUUCGGCCACUAUACUGAUAAUUGCAUCUCCCUGAAAGAAAUCGAGAAAUAUAUAGCUGACGGUAAGUUAAAAUGCUUCUUGGGAAGGCGUGAAAGUUCCUUGGACAAGUGCCCUGCAUAUAGAUUCACAGGGAACCAGGGAUCAUCCGGGCGCGACGUACGUUCAGGAAAGCAGCCGUACCAUCAAGAAAGAAAACUGCCUCAGCAGCCCAGGGGGGGUGGCCGAGCAGAGAAGUCGCCACAGCGUGAGCGAAGCAGGAGCCGCGGGAGGCCGGAGGACUGGGGGAGCUUCCCCGAAAUUCAGACUAUAGCGGGGGGCUUUGGAGGUGGAGGCGAGACUCAUUCAGCUCGCAAAUCUUAUGCGAAGGAAAUGCGGGAAGUGUCCAUUUACGCGGUCGCCAAGCCGGUAAAAACUGCGAGGCGGGAGAAGUUGGUCAUCACCUUCUCGGAUGAAGACUACAAGGGGGUAUACUUACCCCACUCGGAUGCUUUGGUAGUGACCAUGGUUAUAGGGAAUCAUAAGAUACACUGGGUCUUGGUGGAUAAUGGCAGUUCCGCGGAUAUUCUAUACAAGUCAACCUUUGAUCUGAUGAAAAUCAGUAAGGAAAAACUUUCUGCUUUUCGAUUUCCUUUGGUGGGAUUCGCGGGAGAGCAGGUGAUGCCCUUGGGGUCGAUCGAGCUGCAAGUUACAGUAGGCAGCCCACCAAUGCAGAAGACAAUUCCGGUGAGGUUUCUCAUCGUUGAUCAACCCUCCGCUUACAAUGCUAUAUUUGGAAGAACAGCUCAGGCCGAGUUGAAGGCGGUAACAUCAAUACCGCAUCUUAACAUGAAAUUUUCGACGGAAGAAGGAGUAGGAGUGGUCCGAGGAGAACAAAAGGCAGCUCGUAAAUGCUACAAUAUUUCUUUGGGAAGUCCUUCUUGCCAGGCACGCCCCGAUCAAGGGACGGGCCUUGUAGCCAAAUAG